AUGCAUGCGGGUGCGCCCAGUUUCUUGCACCGUGCGUGGUCCAGAGGCACGGCAGGUACAUGCUUGCUGGCUGCGCGGUGCUUGUCGUCCAAGUAUCUGGUCCCUGGUCCCCGACGGCCCACUGGCCAGCGCCGACGGGGACGGUCACGCAGCGAUGCGGCGCCGCCGUUUGAUAGGCCCUUCUGGGCGGGUCGGGCUCCUUGUCCCGUUCGCCUCGCCCACCCACCUAUCCACCCACCCACCGUGUCCCGUCAGAGGUACGGAUGGUACCUGGUACGAGUACGACCCGUCGUGCUGGGCUCGGCCGCUGCUGGGAUCCCUUAUUCCCCCGUCGUCCGCUUUCUUUUCUCCUCGUCCUCCCAUCCAUCGUCAUCCUCCAUUCUUUUGCCAUCGACACCUCCGCCGCCCUCCCCUGUCCUUACCUUCCGUUCCCGUCGCGAGCUUGCUGUUGUUUCCAGAGCCAUAUCUCGGUACCCGUCACUCCUUCCGGGACCGCACCUUUGUUCCUUUGCCUCGUCCUCUUGCUCCUCGACCGAGCCGACCGCGGAUCCCAUCCGACGACGAGCCGCAGCCCUCACACGCGAGCGAGCUCGUCCUCAUCCGACCGACUCUCCUUUGCCGCGCCGCACCGCACCGCCGACCGAUUUCGCUCCUUUCCCAGCAUUUUCCCGUCGUCCAGCCUGCCCCGAGAACCUUCCCCGUCCCCCGUCGAUUCCCCGAAGCCGCCCCUCGCUGCGAGACGGCCACGACCGACGAGUCGUUCGCGAGCCGCGUCGAGAGCCUCCCCCUAUUCAUCACCACCACCUCCUCCUCCUCCCCCCCUCCCCCGGCCGCGCCGACGACGCACCCGGGCCUCGCCGCACCCAGAGCGACCCGAGCGGUCCAUCGCUGUCCCCCGGCCCCCUCGGACGCGUCUCCGCCAUGGCGACCAAGCUCGAGCACCCCAUCGUGCCGAUGCCGACGCCGACGAGCGUCAUGACCUCCCCUUCCCCGGCCUCGACGCCCAGCAUGUCGAGGCAGUCCCCGACCCAGUCCGCGUCGAGCGCGAGCGGCCACUCAAGCUCGAAGCGACCGCCUCGGAAGAGCACCCUGACCCAGCAGCAGAAGAACCAGAAGCGCCAGCGGGCGACCCAGGACCAGCUGACCGUCCUCGAGGUCGAGUUCAACAAGAACCCGACGCCGACGGCCGGCGUGCGGGAGAAGAUUGCCGAGGACAUCAACAUGACGGAGAGGUCGGUUCAGAUUUGGUUUCAAAACAGACGCGCCAAGAUCAAGUCGUUGGCCAAGAAGAGCCUUGAGACGGGCGAGGACAUUGACUCCAUCCCCGAGUCGAUGCGUGCCUACCUCGCCAUGCAGGCCAUCGAGUCCGGCCAGGGCCUCGGCGGAGGCUACCUCGCCCGCGGCGCCCUCUCGCCCUUUGGCCAGUCCGGCCUCGUCAUGGCCGCCGACCAAGCGGCCCAGGGCAAAGUCUUGAUCCAUCACCUCACCUGCCGCUCGCUGAGCAUCGGCAAGUGGACGCGCGUCGGCCAAAACACCAUGGACCUCAUCAUCUUCUACUCGCCCGACAAAUGCACCAUGACCUACUACAUCAACAACGACCAGGCCGGCUACAAGAUCGAGUACCCCUUCUCGAGCAUCAAGAGCAUCUGGCUCGAAAACGACGAGGGCGACCCGGCCAAGUCGGGCGGCAUCGUCAUCGAGCUCAACCGCCCGCCGCACUUCUUCAUGGACUCGUCGCCCACCACCAACGGCUUCUACCAGUGCGGCGACUUCACCGAGGACGUCCAGGCCUCCCGCUGCAUGAUCCAUCACCUCGGUGGCAACCCCAAGGUGCUGACGAACCAGCUCGCCAAGCUCGUCUCGCUCGACGCCUUCAUGAACCGCCACAACCCCCACGCCUUCGCCGACGCCCACGCCCUGUCCGUCUCGGCCCCAGUCUCGCCCGUCCGCCCGUCGUCGCAGCCGAGCUUCCCGCCGCCGCAGCCGGGCCUCAUGCCCGACCAGCACUGGGGCCUGAGCCAGAUGCACUCGGCCAUGCGGCCGCCCCACGGCCACAAGCGUCAGCGCAGCCGCUCCGUGCCGGCGCCCGUCGACUUUGCCAUGUUCCAGAGCCAGCCGAUGCCGUCCUUUUACAUCCAGCCGCCCGGCGAGAUGCCGCCGCCGCCGCCCCAGCACGCCGCCGUCUACGCACCCUCGCCGCAGCCGUCGGCUGGCGUCGGCUCGAACCUCCGCAUCGACACGGCCGCCGGCUUCGGCCUCGACAUGCGCCAGUAUCCCAUGUCGGCCACGACGGCCUCGCCCUCCGAGUUCCCCCAGAGCCCCGGCUACUUCCCCGGCGCCCCCGACGGCAGCCCCAUGGCGAGCUCCCACUUCGGCACGCCCUACGGCGCCGCCUUCCUGUCGCCCAUGAUGAGCGCCGACGCCGGCGGCCACGGCGCCGUCUCGCCCCUCCCCUUUGGCGCGCCGGCCGAGCCCUCCAUCGUCGAGCAGUCGCCGCCCAUGUCGCUCAUGGGCCGCCCGGGCUCGGCCGAGCUCUACGCCGCCCACGACGGCUCCUGCGCCGUCUCCGACGACGGCACCAGCCUCAACGAGAUGUACUCGAAGCACACCAUCAACCUGCCCAUGCACGCGCCCUCGGCCGCCGCCUUCGUCCAGGCCGGCCCGCACGGCGAGGUGGACAUGGAGCAGCUGGUGCAGUUCGACGCCGUCGACCCCGCGAGCCUGUCGCCCGAGACGAUACCCCCCACGGCGCAGUGA
Molecule: messenger RNA, 2757 nt
Organism: Drechmeria coniospora
Lineage: Eukaryota; Fungi; Ascomycota; Sordariomycetes; Hypocreales; Ophiocordycipitaceae
Product: homeoprotein
Exons: 4
Coding region: 1-2757 (918 amino acids)
Biological process (GO): regulation of transcription by RNA polymerase II; cell differentiation
Molecular function (GO): DNA-binding transcription factor activity, RNA polymerase II-specific; RNA polymerase II cis-regulatory region sequence-specific DNA binding
Source: RefSeq, a predicted model, not a curated record